CCACGAAGAAGCACCGUGCUACUUCCUGUUUGAAACCCUAACAGAGAAGAACCAGAGGAGCUAAUCGACUGCAGCAUCUUUUGAUCAAUAAAUGUUAAAGUGUUUUAAUAACGGAUGAAUAACAAUGAUUCCGUACACGGUGAACAUCAAACUGGCGGCUCGGACUCUGACCGGAACUCUGAACCUUCAGAAUAAAGGCGCAGUGGACUGGGGCUGGCAGGGGCUGAUCGCUCAGGGAUGUCACUCCAGCAUUCUCAUCAUCGACCCAAAGACGAGUCAGACCAUCCAGGUGCUGGAGAGACACAAAGCUAACGUGGUCAAGGUGAAAUGGUCCAGAGAAAACUACUACCACAACCUGAGCUCUCCGUACUGUCUGCGGCUGGCUUCAGGGGACGCCUCUGGGAAGAUCAUCGUGUGGGACGUGGUGAGCGGCACCGCCCACUGUGAGAUCCAGGAGCACUCCAAACCCAUCCAGGACUUGGAGUGGUUGUGGAAUCAGGAUGCAUCCCGUGAUCUGCUGCUGGCCGUCCACCCUCCGAACUACAUCGUGCUGUGGAACGGAGACACGGGCACCAAGCUGUGGAAGAAGAGCUACGCCGAGAACAUCCUCUCCUUCUCCUUCGACCCCUUCGACCCCUCCAACAUGGCGUUGCUGACCAGCGAAGGAAUCGUCUUCAUCACAGACUUCACUCACUCCAAACCACCGGGCAGCGCCGGUAAAAAGGUCUACAUCGCCAGCCCCCAUGCAAGCCCCGCCCACACCAAACCUGCGCCCGCCGCUGCUCCCGUGCCCACCGGUGCCAAGAAGGCCCUGAACAAGGUCAAAGUGCUGAUCACCAACGAGAAGCCCACAGCCGAGGCGGUGACGUUGAACGACUGUCUCCAGCUGUCCUACCUGCCGUCUAAGAGGAACCACAUGCUGCUGCUGUACCCCCGAGAGAUCCUCAUCCUGGACCUGGAGCUCAGCCAGACGGUGGGCGUGGUGGCCAUCGAGCGCUCGGGGGUGCCCUUCAUCCAGGUGAUCCCCUGCGCUCAGCGAGACGCUCUCUACUGCCUCCAUGAGAACGGCUGCAUCACCCUCCGAGUGUGUCGCUCCACCACCUCCACAGAGGAGGCAGCAGACCCGGAGCAGAGCGUCCACGAGCUCGUGUACGACCUGCGCUCCCAGUGCGACGCCAUCCGAGUCACGAAGACGGUGCGGCCGUACCGCAUGGUCAUCUGCCCCGUCAACGAGAACAACGCCGCCCUGAUGGUCAGCGACGGCAGAGCCAUGCUGUGGGAGCUCAAAGGACACACCGGCAGGGCUGCUGCUAAUCCCAGCUCCGGUCUGUCGCCGCUCUACUCCCCCGUGUCGUUCUGUGGAGCUGCGCUGGGUCCAAACCAGAAGAGGAUUCAGGAUCUGUCCCUCAACAGCAUGAUCGGUGAGACAUUGAUCGCAGGUGAGGCUCCUCCUCCUUCCUCCAACCAGCAGGAGGUGCAGCUGAAGUUCCUUCUGACCGGUCUGCUGUCCGGUCUGCCGCUGCCGCCGUUCGCCCUCCGCAUGUGUCCUCCUCUGACCACCAAGAACAUCAACCACUACCAGCCGCUGCUGGCUGUCGGAACCAGUAACGGCUCCGUGCUGGUCUACAACCUGACCAGUGGACUCCUCCACAAAGAGCUCAGCGUGCACUCGUGUGAAGUCAGGGGGAUCGAGUGGGUGAGUCUCACCAGUUUCCUGUCCUUCGCCACCUCGGCUCCCAACAACAUGAGCCUGGUGAGGAAUGAACUGCAGCAUGUAGACCUGCCCACAGGAAGGUGUUUUGCAUUCCGAGGCGAGAGAGGGAACGACGAGCCACCCAUCGAGAUGAUUAAAGUGUCUCAUCUGAAGCAGUACCUGGUGGUCGUGUUCAGGGACAAACCUCUGGAGCUGUGGGACAUCAGGACGGGGACGCUGCUCCGAGAGAUGGCCAAGAACUUCCCCACCGUCACCGCUCUGGAGUGGUCCCCGUCCCACAACCUGAAGAGUCUGAAGAAGAAGCAGAUGGCGGCGAGGGAGGCGAUGGCUCGGCAGACGGUGUCAGACGCCGAGCAGAGCAGCGUGGAGUCCUCCGUCAUCAGCCUCCUGCAGGACGCAGAGAGCAAAUCAGAGACGAGCCAGGCCAUCUCGGCCCGGGAGCACUUUGUCUUCACCGACACAGACGGCCAGGUGUACCACAUCACCGUGGAGGGAAACACGGUCAAAGACGGCGCUCGGAUCCCUCCUGAUGGCAGUAUGGGCAGCAUCGCCUGCAUCGCCUGGAAAGGUGACACGCUGGUUCUCGGGGACGUUGAUGGAAACCUGAACUUCUGGGACCUUAAAGCUCGUUUGUCCAGGGGGAUCCCGACACAUCGCGGCUGGGUGAAGAAGAUCCGAUUCGCCCCGGGGAAAGGAAACCAGAAGCUGCUGGUGAUGUACACGGACGGAGCCGAGGUGUGGGACACCAAAGAGGUCCAGAUGGUCAGCAGCAUGCGGAUCGGUCGCAACGUGAACUAUCGCAUCCUCGACAUCGACUGGUGCACGUCAGACAAGGUUGUGUUAGCCUCCGACGACGGCUGCAUUCGAGUCCUGGAGAUGGCCAUGAAGUCCGCCAGCUACCGCAUGGACGAGCAAGACCUGACAGACCCGGUGUGGUGUCCAUACCUGCUGGUUCCUCGAGCCGCUCUCACUCUGAAGGCCUUCCUGCUGCUGCAGCCGUGGUCAGGCACCUUCACCAUGGACAUCACUCAGGUAGACUACACCGAGAAAGACGAGAUUAAAGGGCUGAUCCAGGAGCAGCUCAACUCCCUGUCAAACGACAUGAAGAGUGUGUUGCAGGACCCCGAGCUGAGCCUUCUGCAGCGCUGCCUGCUCGUCUCACGGCUGUUCGGCGACGAGUCAGACCUUCACUUCUGGACGGUGGCGUCUCAUUACCUCCAGUCGUUCGCUCAGGCUCGUCAGCUGAGCGUGUCCUCCGCAGAGGGUCAGACCCAGACCGAAGGAAAGCCGCCGUCUCCUCAGACCCACCUGGACAUCUGCCACGACGUCCUGUGUGAGAGCUCCUACUUCCAGAAGUUCCAGCUGGAUCGGGUUCACCUGCAGGAGGUGAAGCGCUCCAGUUAUGAACACACCAAGAAGUGUGCUGACCAGCUCCUCCUGCUGGGUCAGACGGACCGGGCGGUGCAGUUACUGUUGGAGACGAGUGCAGACAACCCGAGCUACUACUGUGACUCUCUGAAGGCCUGCCUGGUGACCACCAUCACCUCCUCAGGACCCUCACAGUCCACCAUCAAACUGGUCGCCACCAACAUGAUCGCCAACGGCAAGCUGGCAGAGGGAGUCCAGCUGCUGUGUUUGAUUGACAAGGCGGCCGACGCCUGUCGUUACCUGCAGACGUACGGGGAGUGGAACCGCGCCGCCUGGCUGGCCAAGGUGCGUCUAAGUCCAGCAGAGAGCUCAGACGUUCUAAAGCGGUGGGCGGAGCAUCUCUGCUCGCCACAGGUGAACCAGAAGUCUAAAGCCAUCCUGGUGCUGCUCAGCCUGGGCUGCUUUUAUAAAGUGGGAGAGAUGCUGCACAGUAUGAGAUACUUUGAUCGAGCCGCCCUCUUCAUCGAAGCUUGUCUGAAGUACGGAGUCAUGGAGGCCAACGACUCGUCAAAUAAACUCAUCGAAGCUGCGUUUCUGGACUUCGCUCGGCUCCUGCGCUCUCUGGGGCUGAGGGAGGGCGCCGCUCUGUGGGCGUCCCGAGCCGGGAGCGCCGGGGAGACGCUGAUGGAGGAGCUGUUCCAGGGAGAGGGAGGGGUGACAGAGAGCAUCAUAGGUAAAGAGGAGGUGGAGCUGGGCGAGAAGAGCACAGAGUGAAGGCGGGAGGACGGACGAUGGCAUUCACAUGAAGAGUCGAGUGUUUGAAGCGUGAAGUUUGUGUCCGAGGUCGUGAUCAGAGACGAGGAGCACGAUCACCUCCUGAUCAGUCUGACCCCGCUGAGUAUUACAUACCAGUAUGUGUGUGUGCGUGCGUGUGUGUGUGUGCGUGUGUGUGUGUGUGCUCCUGUUCUGGUGAAGUAGACGCGCUCUUUGAUUUCAGCUCGUGCUUUGAUGUUUUCAUGGUGGCUUGUGAAACUUUCUUUUCUGUGCCUGUAUUAAAAGCUGUAGGGAGUUAUCGUAGCUUUAAACGUUUAGUUAUCGCGUCUGCCUUUUUGUUUGUGCAGAUUAAAUGUUGUGCGUUUAAUUUAACCCCAAAUAUUCCUUUGUUUAAAAAAAUGCACUGUAGCGAUAAAACAACUCACAUUCCUGCACGCUGACUAAAGUCCAACAUUUGUUUUGUGUAUUUGCACUUUUCAUUUCUUCAACAAUCUAAACUUGUGAAGAAAACUUUGAUUCCUGAGCCGGCGAGCCAGCAGGGGGCGCUGUUUAAGUGUCUCAGACAUUCAGGCCGUGCAGAGGUUCUCACAUGAUGCCGUGUCUUUAGAAAGAAAAAAUCUCUGUUCUUUUAAUGAUCGCAUUUUAAAUAAGUUCCAAAGCUUUCUAACAUAAAGCUGCCACCAGAGAGAGAGAGAGAGAACGAGAAAACGAGAAAUUUUUCGCAUAAGCUCCUUAACUAAGCUCAGUCGUACUCUGUACAUUCAUAUUGAUUCUUAGGGCUGGGGCUCCACAUACACACACAGUCAGACACACACACACACAGCGCUGUUCUCCCCCUCUGGAUCAGCUGAUCCUGUCUCUCCUCUUUAACGCCUCUGUUACUACCUCUGAAGACGCUACAGAGGAGGGGGGGGGGUCACUUUGUCCCCACAUUACACCUCCAAGACGUUCAGAUUGAAGGCGAAACAUCACAGGGAUGUAAAUAUGGCGGCUUGAAGGGGCGGUCUGAAUAGAGCUAGAGAGAGAGAGACAGAAGUACAGAAAUGUUUCUUAGCUCUUUGAAAAAACAUCUGAGGAAGCAUUAAGACACAAACUAAAACCUGCGCUGCUCCACACAAAACCCUGCUACACACACACACACACACACACACACACACACACACACACACACACACACACACACACCUGCUGCUGCUGCGUCUCCCCUGCUUCAUUAGAAUCAUAUCUUAGACGAUGACUUAGCCUUUGUUAUGAUUGUGUUUCAAACUGUGACUCCACACACACCGGACGGAGUGUUAGUGUGUCCGUGCAGUUAACCCAAGACGGUGUCACCAUGGCAACAGCACCAUUACCUCUCCUGUAGAUCUGUUUCCCUCUCGAGCACACACACACACCUCCAGCAUCAGCCAGCUGUAGUUUCUUGCUGCUGUGUGUUUCCCUUCGGUCUGCAGAGCUGCUGCACCGUCCUGAACCUCGUCUUUAUUACGAUCCAGCUCUGCUGCUUUUCAUCGUCGUCAGAGACGUUUCAAUCUGUUCUCUGUUUGUUGUUCACAGUGAUUAAAAUGCUUUAAGAUAUAUGAAUAUUACAAAAAAAAAGAUAUAUGUAUAUAUGGAUGGCAAUAAAAUCAGUAUGAUGAACCUGA
Messenger RNA from Labrus mixtus (cuckoo wrasse), 5499 nucleotides. It is a transcript of the gene wdr11, whose product is annotated as WD repeat domain 11. The record is from RefSeq and is a predicted model, not a curated record. The transcript is spliced from 29 exons. Gene Ontology annotation, cellular component: cytoplasm. NCBI's taxonomy places the organism in Eukaryota, Metazoa, Chordata, Actinopteri, Labriformes, Labridae. Gene Ontology annotation, molecular function: protein binding. The coding region runs from base 125 to 3856 and encodes 1243 amino acids.